AUGACUUUCGAUGGUAAAAUGGUAAAGCCAGAUAGAAGAAGAGGUAUAAUUAGAGUAGUUGCGGAUUUCCAAGGCAUGAAGCAAUUCUAAUGGCUAGAUGCUGACACUAAAAAUCCUAUCGAUGUAUUACCUAUAUAAAUUUAUUAGAAUUCAAAUAGAGCUUUUAUGUUUUUCCCGAUGAUAUUAAGUUUGAGAAAGUAAAGCAGAGUAAGGACAGAGUGUAUCUCCUUGAAUUUAAGACCACUUAAUAAAGGCACUUUUAUUGGAUGCAGGUAAGCAAAAUUAACUAUGCAGAUUCAAUAAUCAUAAAAUUAGGAAGCAGAUAAGGAAAAAGAUGCUGAGAACGCCAAGAAAGUGCACAAUAACCUCAAUAAUAUAGCAGAGCCACCUGCUCAAAGCAGUGGUCCUGCAUUAGUUAACUAGACUAACUGA
Molecule: messenger RNA, 432 nt
Organism: Stylonychia lemnae
Lineage: Eukaryota; Ciliophora; Spirotrichea; Sporadotrichida; Oxytrichidae
Source: the annotation of a GenBank genome assembly